Molecule: messenger RNA, 704 nt
Organism: Chara braunii
Lineage: Eukaryota; Viridiplantae; Streptophyta; Charophyceae; Charales; Characeae
Source: the annotation of a GenBank genome assembly
GAAAAAGAACAAAAACAAAAAACGGGGAAGGAGGAGGCCGUUAACAAAAACAAAAGAUGAGUUGCGGGACAAAGAUUGGCGGGACAGGGAGGAAGAAGAAGAAUUUGGGGAGGAGGAGGCCGUGGCGAUGGAGAAGGACGAGGAGGAAGACAAAGAGGAGGACAACGAAAAAGGAGGAGGAGGAGGAGGAGGGGGAGGUGGAGGAGGAGGAGGAAGAAGAGGUGGAGGAGGAGGCUAUGGAGACGGAGGAGGAGAAGAGAGAGAACUUAGAGGAGGAAGAAGAAGAAGCGGAGGACGAGAAGGAGGACGAUGAGGAGGAGGACGAGGAGUGGGAAGAGGAGGAGGAAGAAGAGGAGGAGGAAGAAGAGGAGGAGGAGGAAGAGGAGGAGGGCCCAACGAUGGAGGAGGAGGAGGAGGAGGCCAUGGCGGCGGAGGAGGACGACGAAGAAGGAUAGGCGGAGGAGGAGGAGGAAGAAGGAGAAGAAGAAGAGGAGGACGAAGAGGCGGCAGCGGCGGCGGUGGCAGCGGGGGGGGAGGUGGAGGAGGAGGGAUGACGAGGAUGGGAAGGAGAAUGAGGAGUAGGAGAAGGAGAAGGAGGAGGAGGAGUGGGAGGGGGCCGAAGUGAUUGGUCACCCGAUCACUCCGCUGACCCUCCCCGCUCUUUGUCCAAUCAAUCAAUCAAUCAAUCAAUCAAUCAAUGAUCG